AUGGUCGUGAAUCUGAUGGGAAACGACACGAUGCACGUGUUUCUUUCUGAGUGGAAGACUCAGAAGGUGGCGCUGUCUGAAUUGUCAUCUCCGGAAUAUCUAGAGGACUUUAACCAUGGACUCUCAAUGUUAGAAGCUCUGCAGGCCCCCCAGGUGGUGCAGUUGGUUGGAUUCUGCCUGGAAGACCACACCCUGGUGACAGAGCACCACCCCCAUGGCUCACUGCUCAACUUGGACAGUGCCCUUUCACAACAACAGCACCACCAUCGCGACACAUGGCAGACCCGGUUCAGACUGGCCAUAGACUACGUCUCAAUCCUUCACUACCUCCAUAACAGCCCAGCAGGGCAGCGCGUCAUGUGCGACUCUAACAGUCUGGAGAAAAUCCUCUCCCAGUUCCUGCUCACCACUGAUUUCCACAUAGUGGUGAACGACCUGGACGCACUGCCACUGGUGGAUCCGUCCAGCAGCUCUCUGGUGAAAUGUGGUCACCGAGAGUUGAGCGGAGACUUUGUGGCCCCUGAGCAACUUUGGCCUUUCAGAAAUGAAGGAAAGCCAUUUUCGGAUGAACUCAUGCCGGGGUACGAUGAGAAGACAGACAUUUGGAAGAUCCCAGAUGUGACGUGGUUCCUGAUGGGCAGAGUUCCCGGAGGAGAUGUCGUCCAUUUCCAUCUUUUCCAGAUCCACGAGGAGUGUAAGAAAGAAGACCCCAAGCUCCGCCCUUCAGCUUUGGAUGUUGUAAACGUUUACACUGCAGUGUACAACAGCAUGGUCCGAGAGACGGCUGGCUUUAGAGACAUGCUGUAGCAUAAUCUUCAGAUAUGGCUACAUGCAUCUGCU
This is a messenger RNA of Cynoglossus semilaevis (tongue sole), 840 nucleotides long. RefSeq names its product protein O-mannose kinase (gene pomk). Bases 1 to 807 code for a protein of 268 amino acids. The transcript has 2 exons. Gene Ontology annotation, cellular component: endoplasmic reticulum membrane. The record is from RefSeq and is a predicted model, not a curated record. NCBI's taxonomy places the organism in Eukaryota, Metazoa, Chordata, Actinopteri, Pleuronectiformes, Cynoglossidae. Gene Ontology annotation, molecular function: protein kinase activity; ATP binding; carbohydrate kinase activity. Gene Ontology annotation, biological process: protein phosphorylation; protein O-linked glycosylation; carbohydrate phosphorylation.